Molecule: messenger RNA, 909 nt
Organism: Vigna umbellata (rice bean)
Lineage: Eukaryota; Viridiplantae; Streptophyta; Magnoliopsida; Fabales; Fabaceae
Source: RefSeq, a predicted model, not a curated record
AUGACUUUUGUUUUGAGAACUGUCAGGAAAGUUCAGCUCCUGAUUGUCCGGCAAAAGACCACUCCAAAGAACGCAGACAGUAGUAAAACCUGUCGACUCCAUAUGAACCAUGGGCAUGAUACAGAAGAAUGCAACAUAGUGAAAGAUGAGUUGGAAAGACUCAUCCGCGCAGGCUACCUCCAAAAUUAUGUCAAGGAAAGGACAUCCACCAGAGUAGCAACUCCCAACCGGAAGGAAUCCUCUCGACACAGCCUAGAACGAUCGCCUCCCAGGGACGACCGGCAAAGACGGCGGUCCCGAAGCCAACCUCGACGCUCUGAAAGGGAAAGAUCGGUCCGGGGACGGAUCGAUACCAUAUCUGGCGGCUUCGCAGGAGGAGGAUCGUCAGCAUCUGCCCGGAAACGACACUUGAGACAGUUGAAGUCGGUGCACAUGGUAGAUCGAAAACCUCGAUCCAUACCCGACAUCACAUUUAUUGACGCCGAUUUCCACGCUCCCGACCCUGAUCACGAUGAUCCCAUGGUCAUCACAGCCGAAAUAGCCCGCUACGACGUAAGCAAGGUCCUCGUUGAUCAAGGUAGUUCGGUCAACAUUUUGUACUGGACAACCUUCAAGAAAAUGGACUUUUCCGAGGACCUGAUAGCCCCUUUUAAUGAGCAGAUUGUCGGCUUCGCAGGGGAGAGGGUCGACACUCGGGGAUACCUAGACCUACGGACUCGACUCGGCACAAGCAGGGAUGCGCCAAAGCUUAGAGUCAGGUUCCUGCACGUGGAGGCAAACACCUCGUGUAAUGCUUUGCUAGGCCGACCUUGCUUGAAAGCUUUCGGAGCCAUCGUAUCCACCCCGCACCUGGCCAUGAAAUUCCCCACGGAACGGGGGACUAUAUGUACCGUAAGGGCUGAUCAGUGA